Molecule: messenger RNA, 1312 nt
Organism: Nematolebias whitei (Rio pearlfish)
Lineage: Eukaryota; Metazoa; Chordata; Actinopteri; Cyprinodontiformes; Rivulidae
Gene: cars2
Product: cysteinyl-tRNA synthetase 2, mitochondrial
Biological process (GO): cysteinyl-tRNA aminoacylation
Cellular component (GO): cytoplasm
Molecular function (GO): cysteine-tRNA ligase activity; ATP binding
Source: RefSeq, a predicted model, not a curated record
GUGAUUCCACCUGCUGUGUAUCUGAGGGUGACGGAGAAUGUUCAUCAUAUUGUUGCGUUCAUUGAGAGGAUCAUCAAAAAUGGACAUGCCUACACUACAAAAGAAGGUGAUGUAUACUUUGACAUCCAGUCUAUCGGUGACAGAUACGGGAAGUUUGUUGGGGCUUCUGGUCCUCCAGUAGAGCAAAGCAGCUCGGAUAAACGAGAUCCAAGGGAUUUUGCUUUGUGGAAGCACUCCAAACCUCAGGAGCCAUACUGGGAGUCUCCAUGGGGCAGAGGGAGACCUGGCUGGCACAUUGAAUGCUCCACUAUUGCUAGCUGCGUGUUUGGGGCUCAGCUGGAUCUCCACUCCGGAGGCAUCGAUCUGGCCUUCCCUCACCACGAGAACGAGGUCGCUCAGAGCGAAGCCCACCACCAGUGCAGGCAGUGGGCCAACUACUUCCUCCACUCCGGUCACCUACACCUCAAAGGAAGUGCAGAGAAAAUGUCCAAAUCUCUGAAGAACUACGUCACCAUCAAGGACUUCCUGCAGUCUCACUCUGCCAAUGAGUUCCGGAUGUUUUGUCUUUUGUCCAAGUACAGAUCCGCCAUAGAUUACAGUGACGGCAGCAUGCUGGAGGCUCGCAGCACUCUGGAGACCGUGUGCAACUUCAUGGAAGCUGCUCGGGCCUACAUGAAGGGCCAGAUGCUCACAGCUCCAGUGCAGGAGGCUGUCCUGUGGGAAAGGCUGGCUGAGGGGAAAUCCACCGUGCUGAAGUCUCUGGCAGAUGACUUCGACACACCGAGAGCCAUCAGUGCUCUGAUGGAUCUGGUCUAUCAUGGAAACUGUCAGCUCCAGCCUGUUGCUACGUCUGACGGAGUGGUCCGGAGCCCUGCAGUGUUCGGAGCCAUGAUCUCCUACAUCAGAGAAGUCCUGGACAUGUUGGGGAUCGACCUGCUUCACAGUCGGGAGGCUGAGGUUUCGAGCAGUUGUGGAGUGCUAAGGCCCGUCGUGGAACAGCUGACCCGAUUCAGGAGUGAAGUCCGAGCAUUCGCACUUACUCGUCAGGAUGAUCCAAGCUGUGCCAAACCAGGACGUCACCCGGACAGAAUCCCCCUCCUCCGAGCCUGUGACGCCCUCAGAGAUGACCUGGCACCUUUGGGUGUUGUAAUAAAGGACAGAGGAGCCUCGUCCACAUGGGAGAUCAAAGUGGGUCAGACGAGACCCAAAGUCCACCAUGAAGACCAGGAGACGGGAAGCUGAAACCGUCUCAACGGACUCGGGUCAAAGACUUAAAAAGAACAGAACCCGUCAGGGUGUCAGGAGAACCGAA